Molecule: messenger RNA, 2030 nt
Organism: Thermothelomyces thermophilus ATCC 42464
Lineage: Eukaryota; Fungi; Ascomycota; Sordariomycetes; Sordariales; Chaetomiaceae
Exons: 1
Coding region: 80-1816 (578 amino acids)
Cellular component (GO): fungal-type vacuole lumen
Molecular function (GO): metallocarboxypeptidase activity
Source: RefSeq, a predicted model, not a curated record
CCACGCUCACUUGCGUCAACACCGACUUCCGCCCUUCUUUGAAAACCAACGACCGAGUCCCCUUUGUCAACCACCAAAAAUGAAGUCUGAAGUGGCGCACGUGCUGCCCAUCGACGCGAACGCUCGGAGCGGGCGCCCGACGCCGCGCUCUCGGGGGAAAAGCGUUGCUCUCGUUUUAAUCGCGCUGCUGUUGUUUGGUGUCACGUUCAUUGACUUCCGGUCUGUGGAACGUUUGUGGUGGCUCGGGCCAUCAUCAGCGGCGCGUGAGGAGGCUUUCAGAGCAGGAUGCGCCCAGCCCGAGCCCCUGCUUCCCAGCAAGAACCCGGAUCUCGACAAGGCGUUCGAGCACAUCACGAGCAGCGCUUUUAGGAAUGCCACCAUCAGGCGCCUCUCGGCUGCCGUCCAGGUCAAGACCGAGUCCUUUGACGACCUCGGAGCUAUCGGCGAGGACCCCAGGUGGGACGUCUUCUAUAACUUCCACGACUUCCUGAAGAAGACCUUCCCUCGCAUCCAUGAGCAAUUGCAGGUCGAGAAGGUCAACACCCACGGUCUGCUGUACACGUGGAAGGGCAGCGACGAGUCGCUUAAGCCGACCCUGCUCAUGGCCCACCAGGACACGGUGCCCGUGCCGCCCGAGACCAUCAGCUCGUGGACCUACCCUCCCUGGAGCGGAGCGUAUGACGGCAAGUACAUCUGGGGCCGCGGCGCCAGCGACUGCAAGAAUCAGCUCAUCGCCACCCUGGAGACUCUCGAGCUGCUUCUCGAGGCCAACUUCAAACCCAGGCGCACCAUCCUCCUCUCGUUCGGCUUCGACGAGGAGUGUUCCGGCAAGCAGGGAGCCUCUCACCUGGCCGCCUUCAUCCAGGAGCGCUACGGAAAGGACGGCAUCGCGGUCAUCGUCGACGAGGGCAGCGGCUUCGAGCAGGCCUGGGGCACCCUCUUCGCCAAGCCCGGCACGGCCGAGAAAGGCUAUACCGACGUGCACAUCACGGUCCGCGCCCCCGGAGGCCACUCCUCGGUCCCGUCCGACCACACCUCCAUCGGCAUCCUCAGCGAGCUGAUCACCAAGAUCGAGUCCGAGCAGUACCCGACCCGGCUCGUCGACGCGAACCCGUACUACACCCAGCUUCAGUGCGGCGCCGCCUACUCGCCCGACUUCCCCGAGAAGCUCAGGGAGCUCCUGGGCCGCCGCCGGUCCCGCGGCGCCUGCAGGGCUCGGCCCGACCGGCUCGCCCUCGAGGCGGCCAAGCAGGGCCCGGCCAUCAAGUACCUCAUGCAGACCUCGCAGGCCGUCGACGUCAUCUCGGGCGGGAUCAAGGUCAACGCGCUGCCGGAGCGCGCCACGGCGGUCGUCAACCACCGCAUCAACGUCGGCGAGACCAGCCAGGUCGUCAAGGACCGGCUGACCGCCCUCGCGGGCGAGGUCGCGCGGGCGCACAACCUGACCCUGCACGCGUUUGACGGGAAGGAGAGCCCCUCGUCCAUCGUCCUCGCGUCGUCCUCCCACGAGCUGCAGGUCGCGCCCGUGACGCCCGCCGACGGGGACGCCUUCGCCGUCCUGGCCGGCACGACGCGCGCCCUGUACGGCAGCGACGUGGUCGUCACCCCGGGCAUCAUGACGGGCAACACCGACACGCGCUACUACUGGGACCUGACCCGCCACAUCUUCCGCUUCGGGCCCGGCUUCGACCCCGAGGACGGGCCCGGGCUCGGCAAGAUCCACACCGUGGACGAGCGGGUCAGCGUGCUGAACCACGUGAACGCGGUCCGUUGGUUCACCUUGUUUGUGAGGAACAUGGACGAGGCCGACUUGUAAUUAGAUCACAUGAAACACGAAUCGGAGGCUAUGGGGUGUGUUAUUCGGGAAACGCAAGUUUUUUUUUUUUUUCCUUGCGAAGGCCACCACCGGGUGCUAUCUCGAGAUGCGCGGCUCGUCACUUGCGCAUUUCCGUUUGUUUGUAUGUAUGUACAUAGGUACUCGGUCGCCGGAGCAAACAAUAAUUACAUCACUCGAACUUUUUGGAUUUCUC